Fimicolochytrium jonesii is the source of this 1219-nucleotide messenger RNA. RefSeq lists its product as uncharacterized. The record is from RefSeq and is a predicted model, not a curated record. The coding region runs from base 121 to 1179 and encodes 352 amino acids. Gene Ontology annotation, biological process: ketone body biosynthetic process; L-leucine catabolic process. Gene Ontology annotation, molecular function: hydroxymethylglutaryl-CoA lyase activity. NCBI's taxonomy places the organism in Eukaryota, Fungi, Chytridiomycota, Chytridiomycetes, Spizellomycetales, Powellomycetaceae. The transcript has 4 exons.
GGAAGUCACGCCAGGUCCACCUGCCAGCCAGCAAGCAACACCUGGGGAGAUUGGCACUCGAUCUUGUCAACCUGUUCAGCAUCACCCAGACUAUACCCUUCUUUGCUCACACUGCCUAGUAUGCAACUGCCUGGUAUGCGCGGUGUCGUCUCGCCGCUUCUCUCCUUCCACUCAAGAAAUGCCGCUGGACGGACGUGUCGUCCUUCAAGGAGAGCGAAAUCGACGACUACGACGACGACGACAUCCGGCGGCGAGUUUGUCAAGAUUGUGGAAGUCGGCCCACGCGACGGUUUGCAAAACGAAAAGACCAUCAUCCCAUCAUCCACCAAAAUCGAAUUCAUCAACAAACUCUCCUCCACCGGCCUCCCCGUCAUCGAAUCAACCUCCUUCGUAUCUCCGAAAUGGGUACCUCAAAUGGGAGACGCCACCGCUGUUCUCAAGGGAAUCAAACAGAGGGAGGGUGUCUGGUACCCGGCACUGACGCCGAAUUUGAAGGGAUUAGAGGGAGCGAUUGCGUCCGGGGUGAAAGAAGUCGCCAUCUUUGGAGCUGCCAGUGAGAGCUUUAGUAAGAAGAAUAUCAACUGCUCGAUUGAGGAGAGUUUGAAGCGGUUUGAGGAUGUUGUUGCUAAAGCAAAGGAAAACGGAAUCAAGAUCAGGGGGUACGUGUCGACAGUAGUAGGCUGCCCCUACGAAGGCCCCAUCGCUCCCGAAAAAGUCGCACAGGUAUCCCGCCGCAUGUACGACAUGGGCUGCUACGAAAUAUCCCUCGGCGACACGAUCGGAGUUGGCACCCCCGGCAAGUUCAGCACCAUGCUCAAGCAUGUGAAGCAGGUCGUCCCCGUUGAAAGUCUGGCGGUGCAUUGUCAUGAUACGUAUGGGCAGGCGUUGGCGAAUAUCCUGGUUUCUUUGCAGCAUGGAGUACGCGUAGUGGAUAGCUCGGUCGCGGGUCUAGGCGGCUGCCCCUAUGCCCACGGCGCAACCGGCAACGUCGCCACAGAAGACGUCCUCUACAUGCUCCACGGCCUCGGCUACACCACGGGUGUUGACCUCCCCGCCGUCGUCUCGGUUGGGAACUGGAUUUCUGAACAGUUGGGCAGGAAAAAUGCUUCCCGUGUUGCAGCUGCUAUGACCCGACCUGCGAGUAGGGAGAACGCGGAGAAGGCGGCGGCCAAGUUGUGAGGCCUGGCAGGGUCGAUGUGUGUGUGUGUGUGUGUGUUGU